Messenger RNA from Saccharomycopsis crataegensis, 1758 nucleotides. It is a transcript of the gene HAS1, whose product is annotated as ATP-dependent RNA helicase HAS1. Gene Ontology annotation, molecular function: ATP binding; nucleic acid binding; RNA helicase activity. Bases 1 to 1758 code for a protein of 585 amino acids. Lineage: Eukaryota; Fungi; Ascomycota; Saccharomycetes; Ascoideales; Saccharomycopsidaceae. Gene Ontology annotation, biological process: maturation of LSU-rRNA from tricistronic rRNA transcript (SSU-rRNA, 5.8S rRNA, LSU-rRNA). The record is from RefSeq and is a predicted model, not a curated record. Gene Ontology annotation, cellular component: nucleolus. The transcript has a single exon.
AUGGCUGUCAAAGAAAAGGUGAAUAAGAAGAGAAAGUCUCUCUCCGGAGACAAAAAGAGCUCUAAGGGUCACAAGAAGUCAAAGCUCUCCAAGAAUGUCGAAGAAGAUGCAGACCAAACCAAGGCUAUUGAUGAAUUAGAUGGUCAAUUCGAUGAAGUUUCAAACUUAUUAGGUGUUACAGAAGAACCAAAGAUCGAAGAAACCCCUGAAGAAAGUUCUGAUGACGAAUCGGAAAAUGAAAAAGAAGAAGAAGAAGAAGAAGAUAGAAAAAAAAAGCCAGCAGCAAAGAAGUUGAAUAAAGAAUCCAAACCAGAAAAUAUCCAGUCUGAACAAGAACAGGAGGAAUCAGUUACUGAUUCUUUCGUAGACCUCAAUUUAUCCGAGCCUACUCUUAAAGCCAUCAGUGAAAUGGGCUUCACUAAGAUGACCAAGGUCCAAGCAAGAACCAUUCCUCCACUUUUAGCAGGUAAAGAUGUUUUGGGGGCCGCCAAAACCGGUUCUGGUAAAACCUUAGCCUUCUUGAUCCCAGCCAUUGAAUUGCUCUACUCAUUGAAGUUCAAACCAAGAAACGGUACUGGUGUGGUGGUUGUUUCCCCAACCAGAGAGUUGGCACUUCAAAUUUUUGGGGUUGCCAGAGAAUUAAUGAAGCAUCACACUCAAACCUUUGGUAUCGUCAUUGGUGGUGCUAAUCGUAGAGCCGAAGCUGAGAAAUUGGUCAAAGGUGUCAAUUUGUUGAUUGCCACCCCAGGUAGAUUGUUGGAUCAUUUACAAAACACCAAGGGUUUUGUUUUCAAGAAUCUUAAGGCCUUGGUCAUUGAUGAAGCUGAUAGAAUCUUGGAAAUUGGUUUCGAAGAAGAAAUGAAGCAAAUCAUCAAGAUUUUGCCAAAUGAAAAUAGACAAUCCAUGCUUUUCUCCGCUACCCAAACCACCAAGGUUGAUGACUUGGCCAGAAUUUCUCUUAGAGCCGGUCCAUUAUACAUCAAUGUUGACUCCGGUGAGGACAGCUCUACUGCCAAUGGGUUGGAACAAGGUUACGUGGUUUGUGACAGUGACAAGAGAUUCUUGUUGUUGUUUUCAUUCUUGAAGAGAAACCAGAAAAAGAAGGUCAUUGUGUUCUUGUCGUCUUGUAACUCCGUCAAAUAUUAUGGUGAAUUAUUGAACUAUAUUGAUUUGCCAGUAUUGGACUUGCACGGGAAACAGAAGCAACAAAAGAGAACUAAUACUUUCUUCGAAUUCUGUAACGCUAAGCAAGGUACUUUGAUUUGUACAGAUGUCGCUGCUAGAGGUUUGGAUAUUCCUGCUGUUGAUUGGAUUGUCCAAUUUGAUCCACCAGAUGAUCCAAGAGAUUACAUUCAUAGAGUUGGUAGAACUGCUAGAGGUACCGCCGGUAAAGGUAAGUCUCUUAUGUUCUUGACUCCUUCAGAAUUGGGAUUCUUGAGAUACUUGAAGGCUGCCAAGGUUCCAUUGAACGAAUACGAAUUCCCAACUAGCAAGAUUGCUAACGUCCAACCACAAUUGGAAAAAUUGAUUGCUUCUAACUACUGGUUGCAUCAGUCCGCCAAAGAUGGUUACAGAGCCUACUUGCAAGCCUACGCUAGUCAUCAUUUGAAAACCGUUUAUCAAAUCGACAAGUUGGACUUGACUAAGGUUGCUAAAGGUUAUGGUUUCCCAAUUCCUCCAAGAGUCAAUAUUACCAUUGGUGCCAGUGGAAAGACUGGGAAAAAAGAUAAGAAGCAACACCAAAACAAAAGACGUUGA